This is a messenger RNA of Uranotaenia lowii, 1502 nucleotides long. Its product is annotated as glutamine synthetase 2 cytoplasmic-like. The transcript has 5 exons. Gene Ontology annotation, cellular component: cytoplasm. The coding region runs from base 146 to 1252 and encodes 368 amino acids. Gene Ontology annotation, molecular function: glutamine synthetase activity. Lineage: Eukaryota; Metazoa; Arthropoda; Insecta; Diptera; Culicidae. The record is from RefSeq and is a predicted model, not a curated record.
CCGACUGGGCCGGACCUGGUUCAAUUCACCCCGAACGCCAGAAUAAAUGUGAUGCGCAACGGUCACUUGCAAACAGUUGCUCGUAGGUCGUAGAUCUAACACGGUUCACCAAAGGGAAGCGGAAAACGUGCGAUAAAGUUUAAAAAUGGCGAAAACACUGGAAGAAUCUCCCAAUGCCCACAUCAACAAGACCUUGUUGGACAAGUACAUGAACUUGCCCAUGCCGGAGGGAAAGAUCAUGGCGACGUACAUCUGGAUCGACGGUACUGGCGAAAACGUGCGCUGCAAGGAUCGCACCCUGGAAUUCAUCCCUGAAAAACCAAGCGAUCUUCCCAUUUGGAACUACGAUGGAAGCUCAUGUUAUCAGGCUGAGGGUCACAACUCUGAUGUUUAUUUGCACCCGGUGGCCAUCUACCGAGAUCCAUUCCGGCGCGAAAACAACAUUUUGGUGAUGUGCGAGACCUAUCGUUUCGAUGGAACUCCUACAGAGUCUAACAAGCGCCGAACGUGCCGAGAAGUGUGCGAUAAAGUGGCCGACGAAAAGCCAUGGUUCGGAAUUGAGCAGGAAUAUACGCUGCUAGAUGUUGACGGUCAUCCACUGGGUUGGCCCAAGAACGGUUUCCCCGGUCCUCAGGGUCCGUACUACUGCGGAGUCGGAGCAGAUAAGGUUUUCGCACGCGACAUUGUUGAGGCACACUACAGAGCUUGUCUGUACGCCGGAGUUAAAAUUUGUGGAACCAAUGCAGAAGUCAUGCCAGCCCAGUGGGAAUUCCAGGUUGGACCGUGUGAAGGCAUCUCGAUCGGAGAUGAUCUAUGGAUUGCUAGAUUUUUACUCCACAGAGUUGCUGAAGAAUUCGGGAUUGUAGCAACUCUGGACCCUAAACCGAUGCCUGGUGACUGGAACGGUGCCGGGGCUCACACCAAUGUGUCAACGAAAACCAUGCGCGAAGAAGGAGGCAUCACGGAGAUCGAAAAAGCUAUUGCAAAGCUGUCUAAGUGUCACGAGCGCCACAUCCGAGCUUACGAUCCUCGUGGAGGAAAGGACAACGAACGUCGCCUCACAGGAAAACACGAAACAAGCUCGAUCCACGAUUUUAGUGCAGGUGUUGCUCAUCGUGGUGCAUCAAUUCGUAUUCCGCGAGGCGUUGCUGAUGAGGGUAAGGGCUACUUCGAGGAUCGUCGACCGAGCUCGAAUUGCGAUCCGUACUGCGUGUCGGAGGCAAUUCUCAGAACCAUUUGCUUGAAUGAGUAAGCCAUUUCAACAAACAGACCAAAGCUCGUAUCUUUCCAUUUGUUGCCUCGUAAGACAUUGCCCGAUUGGAAUUGUUUCUCUUAACGUUAAGUUUACAUUUCGAAUAAACGAUAUAUUAUAUUAAUAUACACCACUCACACCAGAACAUUCAAAGUUUCAGAAUAAAACGUUGUUAUUAUGUGCAAGUUGGGAAACCAAUUGAAAUUUCGCAAACGAAUACCAAGAACGUGAAUAAAGGUUUCAAACAGCU